UACACACAAGGAGAGCGGUUCCAGAACGUCCGUCCUCAGCCUCGGGCGCCGAUCGCACACCGUGUGCGCAAGGAGUUCUUGGUGAACGAUGAUUUGGAGGUGCUGGAUGCCAUGUAUCUGAAGCUUUUCGGGAAGGACCUGGGAUUGUCCGAGGAUGUCAAGUGGCAGGCGGUCACGCACAAGACUUUCGAUCACGGACGGCAGCCGUUCAACUCGAAGUUGAAGUUCUUGGGUAAACGGCUCCUUCAGACCCAGAUAUCUAUCCACCUCUUGUCUGUACCGCUUAAGGGAGGGCCGAAGGAACCCAAGCCGUCGGUCUAUAAAUCUCUGGAGGGAUCGCUGUACCAGAACCCAGAGCCAUUCGUCCACGAAGACUACAAGAGCCUUGAGAACAUCACUGGAGCACGAAUCGAAGGUCUUAUGAGCGAGAGCCGUCUGAUGCCCUUGAUUGAGGAAGUCGGGUUGCCAAAUGUGAUGCGGUGGAAGCCGGCAGAGAUCUCGGACUUGAAGCGAUCUGGCCAGCAACCCGUAGCCCUUGAGUGCCUCUUCGCGAUUACCGGAGCGGUGGCCCUGCAGAAGGGCGGUGACGUGGCCGUGCAGUUCAUUCGCGAUCGAAUCCUGACG
Molecule: messenger RNA, 624 nt
Organism: Tricharina praecox
Lineage: Eukaryota; Fungi; Ascomycota; Pezizomycetes; Pezizales; Pyronemataceae
Product: ribonuclease-III-like-domain-containing protein
Exons: 3
Biological process (GO): RNA processing; mitochondrial translation
Cellular component (GO): mitochondrial large ribosomal subunit
Molecular function (GO): ribonuclease III activity; structural constituent of ribosome
Source: RefSeq, a predicted model, not a curated record